UUUCUUAUUACUACAGGGGAAAACUUGGAUUACCUUGAUGGUGUGCAUACAGUAUUUGGAGAAGUGACAGAAGGCAUGGAUGUAUUGAAGACAAUUAAUGAAACCUUUGUAGAUAAGGAUUUUAUCCCGUAUCAAGAUAUCAGGAUAAAUCAUACAGUAAUUUUAGAUGAUCCAUUUGAAGAUCCACCUGGCUUGUCUGUUCCUGAUCGCUCACCAGAACCUACUAAGGAACAACUAGAUAGUGGCAGAAUAGGAGCAGAUGAAGAAAUUGAUGACUUGAAAGGACGGUCUGCAGAUGAAAUAGAAGAAGUUCAGGCAGAAAAAGAAGCAAAAACUCGUGCCAUUCUUCUGGAAAUGGUGGGAGACUUACCAGAUGCAGAGGUCAAGCCACCAGAAAACGUGCUGUUUGUUUGUAAACUGAAUCCUGUGACCACAGAUGAAGACCUAGAGAUAAUAUUUUCACGAUUUGGUCCCAUUAAAAGCUGCGAAGUGAUUCGAGACUGGAAGACUGGUGAAUCUCUUUGUUAUGCUUUCAUUGAGUUUGAGAAGGAGGAAGACUGCGAGAAAGCCUACUUCAAAAUGGACAAUGUGCUGAUAGAUGACAGACGGAUACAUGUGGAUUUUAGCCAGUCUGUUGCUAAGAUUAAGUGGAAGGGAAAAGGUGGGCGGUAUACCAAGGACGAUUUUAAAGAGUACGAAAGGGAACGUGACAAGCCUUCAAAACUUGCUCUGAAAGAGAAGGUAAAACCAAAGCAGGAUGCCAAGUAUGACCUUGUGCUGGAUGAAGUUAUAGAAGAGUCCCAAACAAGUCAGUCACACUUGGCUAAAAAACAAAAGAAGAAAAAGCACCACCACUCUGAAGAUGAAGAAGACGAUAAGAGGACCAAAAAAUCUAAGGAUUCGGAUCGAAAACACGAAGGAGAACGCUGUAGAGAGAAGAUGAAGAGUGAGAAGAAAGACAGGCAUCGGAGUCGCAGCCGAUCUCAAGAGAGAGACUACACUUACAGCAAACAAAGAGACAAAUACAAAGAAGACUUCCGAAUAAGAGACUGGGAUAGAAAAGCAGACAGAAGCAGAAGUCCUAAAAAAUCAAAAGACAAAGAGAGGUCCAAGUACAGAUGAGGGACGAUGAAAAGAGAGAGGGGAACUAAAAUAUGUUUUCUUCCAGCAUUUCCAACAUUCUCUCCAGUGGAUGUGCAGUUACUGGAUAAAAGCAGUUGCCUUCUGUUGGCAGCUUAUAAUUCUAUGAAUGCCCAGUGUCUGACUGUCGGAGUAAGCCUUGGUUUCAGAAAGGUUGUUUCAAUAAAGUAUUUCACAUUAGUG
This is a messenger RNA of Pterocles gutturalis (yellow-throated sandgrouse), 1323 nucleotides long. RefSeq names its product peptidylprolyl isomerase (cyclophilin)-like 4 (gene PPIL4). Gene Ontology annotation, biological process: protein peptidyl-prolyl isomerization. The record is from RefSeq and is a predicted model, not a curated record. The annotation marks the transcript as partial. Gene Ontology annotation, molecular function: peptidyl-prolyl cis-trans isomerase activity; RNA binding. Gene Ontology annotation, cellular component: nucleus. Lineage: Eukaryota; Metazoa; Chordata; Aves; Pterocliformes; Pteroclidae. The transcript has 9 exons.